Molecule: messenger RNA, 302 nt
Organism: Pollicipes pollicipes
Lineage: Eukaryota; Metazoa; Arthropoda; Thecostraca; Pollicipedomorpha; Pollicipedidae
Product: inhibitor of growth protein 1
Biological process (GO): positive regulation of DNA-templated transcription
Cellular component (GO): nucleus
Source: RefSeq, a predicted model, not a curated record
AGAUGUGCGAAACUGUCACAUAGAUCACUGAGAACCGUAAGAAUUACUUGGACGCGGAGAAAGGUGAUGGGUGGUUCUGCGGCCUGGUCUCCGUAACCGGGUGUAUAUCCCGUGUCAAGUCUUCCAGAGACAGAGCAAGCAUCUCCAGCAUCAUCAGCAUCACCAUCAUGCUGAACCAGGCAUCCCGCGAGGCGCUGAACUCGGCCACCUACCUGGAGGACUACCUGGACUGUGUGGAAAACAUGCCAGACGACCUGCAGCGCUCGCUGACCCGGCUGCGGGAGCUCGACAUCCGGUACCAG